This is a messenger RNA of Glossina fuscipes, 2134 nucleotides long. Its product is annotated as nitric oxide-associated protein 1. Gene Ontology annotation, molecular function: GTP binding. NCBI's taxonomy places the organism in Eukaryota, Metazoa, Arthropoda, Insecta, Diptera, Glossinidae. The transcript is spliced from 2 exons. The record is from RefSeq and is a predicted model, not a curated record. The coding region runs from base 85 to 2061 and encodes 658 amino acids.
UAGGGUAGAAUUUUUUUCACUUAACCUAAAUGUGCAGCACUGUGAAAGGAAAAACAGAUGUUUUAUCAACUUUAGUAAUUAGAAAUGUGGAUAUUAAAAAAAUUAAUUCAGUUGAAACUAAUUAAAAUAUCAGUUGAAAAGCAUUUAAAACAACCUGUACGCUUAUUAUGUGCAAAGGCAGAAGAAGAUCAAUCCCUUAGUUUCCGAACUAGAAAUUGGCUACAAACGCAAGAAAGAUAUAAGGAUUACGAGCAUGUUUUGUUCAGCUCUUAUUUGGAACAGCAAGCAGAUCAUAUGAGCUAUGCGCUAAAGAGGUCCUUUUUAAUCAAAGGCAAGCUUAAGCGGUACCAUAAUCAAAUAAAGGAAAUGGCAAAGGGCUGGCAGCCGAGCAUUAUACCUAAAAACUGGAUGGAUGAUUACGAAUUUUACCAAGGAUCUCAAGAAGAUUCAGCAGACAAACAAGAUAAUAACCUGGGACUAGCUGAUAUUACUAUGCCAUCUUCAAAUGUACCUUGUAAUGGUUGUGGUGCUAUUCUUCACUGUCAACAACACACUAAACCAGGUUUUUUACCCUUAGAGAUUUUCGGAGGGCGAACUGAAGCCCAGCUUAAAUCAGUUAUUUGCCAGCGAUGCCAUUUCCUUAAAUACUACAACAUAGCAUUAGAUGUUGAAGUCACUCCACAAUUUUACGUGGACACAAUAGCUCGUAUUGAAAAUGAAUUUGCUUUGGCUGUCAUAAUAGUAGAUUUAUUGGACUUUCCUUGUUCGAUAUGGCCUGGUAUGCAGCGUUUGUUGGGUCAUAAACGGCCAGUUUUCAUUGUAGGAAAUAAAGUUGAUUUAUUGCCACGCGACUGUAAUAGUUAUUUAGAUCACAUUAAAGAAUGCUUGAAGGAGGAAGUGGUUAAAGCCGGUUUCGACAAACUAAAUAUAAAACACGUUAGUUUAAUAUCGGCGAAAACGGGUUAUGGUAUUGAGGAACUUAUAACACAAUUGCAAAAAAUUUGGACUUACAAAGGGGACGUUUAUUUAAUGGGCUGUACAAACGUGGGGAAAAGUUCUCUUUUUAAUAUCUUGCUCAAUUCCGAUUACAGUCGUCCAGGAAAUGCAGACAUAAUUCCCAAAGCUACCACAUGUCCCUGGCCAGGCACUACACUCCAAAUGUUGAAAUUUCCUAUAUAUCGACCGUCAGAUAUCAGAGUUUAUGAAAGAUAUCAACGUUUACGAGCAGCGCGCUCUAUUAAAGGGGAGGAAGCUAAACUGUUUAAAGGAAAAUCGAAGAAAGCUGUAACUUUGACUGAUAUAACUCCUAAAGGAGAAGUUGGAUCCACUUUUGAACACAAAUUUUCUAACGAAUUUAAUGAUGCGUUUUCAAUGAGCCUUGGUGUAAGACCAAUCACAACUUUAGAUGAGCGCAGCAAAAUAUACAAAGCGAGUAAGUGGCUUUACGACACUCCUGGCGUAAUGCAUCCUGAUCAAAUUACCAGUCUUCUAACAGCGGAAGAGUUAAGCCAAAUCCAACCAAAACGAAUGAUAACGCCACGCGGUGUUCGCUUGGAGCCAGGUAUGAGCUUGUUUGUGGGCGGUUUAGCACGAUUGGAUUUCUUAGGAAGCGAUGCGGCAGAUUUAGAAUGGUUGCAAGUGUUUUUGUACGCGUCUUCAAAACUACCUAUCCUCAUAGGAGAAACGCAGCACGGCCAGGAACUUUAUAAUAAAUAUUUAAACACGCCGCUUUUACAAUUACCCUUCGGUGAUGCAAGUAGGCUUAGUAGGUGGCCGGGUUUGAAGCCGUCUCAACAAUGCUUAAAGGUGAAGGGUUAUAUACUAAAACCAAAAUUUAAAGAAUUAACUUGUUCUUCAGAUAUAACAUUAUCAACCGCUGGAUGGGUUGGCUUACGCAUACCGAUAGAUGUGGAGUGCAAAUUUCAAGCAUGGACACCUCAAGGUAACGGCGUUUAUGUAAGAACUCCUUCUCUUAUACCACGUGCCCACCGAUUAAUAGGAAAAAGAAUCAGAAAUUCAUUUGCUUAUAAUAUUGCUAAACCAUUUGUUUUUCAAAAAUAAAGCGAAGCAUUAAUUUUUUGUGGAUUCGUGGGAUUCAAUAUGCGAAAACAGGGGAGCGUCAAUAAAAACCCAG